AUGGCUAAAGGUACUUUAAAGAAACAAUUAAAGAAUCAACAAUUGUUGGAUGCUAUAGAUAAGGCUAAAACUAAACCAGUUGCCAAAAAAGUCAUAGAACAAGAACAAUCUGAAGACGAAGAAGAAGAAGAAAAUGAACCAGUAGUUUUAACUUCUGCACAAAUUAAAAAAUCCAAAAAAUCCAAAAAGAAUGAUGAUGGUGAUUAUAAAAGUGAUGUUUUGUCUAAGAAAGAACAAAGAAAGUUAAAGAAAUUACAAUCUAAAGCAGAAAUUGAAGAAGAAGAACAAGAAUCUGAAGAUGAUGACGAAGAAGAAGAAGAAGAAGAAGAAGAAUUAGAUUUGGAAAGAUUAGCUGCAAGUGACAGUGAAAGUGAUCUCAAUGAUGACGAUGAUGAAGAAGAAGAUGAAGAUGACGAAGAAGAAGAAGAAGGCGAAGAAAAGGAAAACGACAAAGAAGAAGAACAAGAAGAUAUUCCAUUAUCAGAUGUUGAAGUUGAUUCAGAUGCUGAUAUUGUUCCACAUACUAAAUUAACCAUAAAUAACAUGGCUGCCUUAAGAGAAUCAUUAGCACGUAUUGAAUUACCAUGGAGUAAACAUUCAUUUAUUGAACAUCAAUCCAUAAUAAGUGCCGAUAAAAUUGAAACUCAAAUUAAGGAUAUUUAUGAUGAUACUGAAAGAGAAUUAGCAUUUUAUAAACAAGGUUUAGAUGCUGUUAAACAAGCUAGAACUACAUUAUUGAAAUUAAAAGUUCCAUUUUCUCGACCAAUGGAUUAUUUUGCUGAAAUGGUUAAAAGUGAUGAACAUAUGGAUAAAUUAAAGAAUAAGUUGUUAACUGAAGCUGCUAACAAAAAAGCUAGUGAAGAUGCAAAGAAACAAAGACAAUUGAAGAAAUUUGGUAAACAAGUUCAAAAUGCUACUUUACAAGAAAGAGCUAAACAAAAGAGGGAAACUUUGGAAAAAAUUAAUUCUUUGAAAAAGAAAAGAGGAGCUAAUGAAAUCAGUAAUGAUGAUGAUUUCCAAAUUGCUUUAGAAGAAGCCACUAGAGAAAAUGAUAAUAGAGAUAAUAAAAGAAGAAAACCAAAUUCUAAAAGAUUGGCUAAAGAUGCCAAAUAUGGUUUUGGCGGUAAGAAGAGAGGUAAGAGAGAAAAUGAUGCUCAAUCAUCUGCUGAUAUUAGUGGGUUUUCAACUAGAAAAAUGAAGGGUAAAUCUUCUUCUAGACCAGGUAAAAGUAAACGUAGAAGAAAUUAA
Molecule: messenger RNA, 1248 nt
Organism: Candida tropicalis MYA-3404
Lineage: Eukaryota; Fungi; Ascomycota; Pichiomycetes; Serinales; Debaryomycetaceae
Exons: 1
Coding region: 1-1248 (415 amino acids)
Biological process (GO): ribosomal large subunit biogenesis; rRNA processing
Cellular component (GO): nucleolus; nuclear periphery; preribosome, large subunit precursor
Source: RefSeq, a predicted model, not a curated record